Oryza brachyantha (malo sina) is the source of this 619-nucleotide messenger RNA. Its product is annotated as small nuclear ribonucleoprotein E-like. Gene Ontology annotation, molecular function: RNA binding. Gene Ontology annotation, cellular component: precatalytic spliceosome; U4 snRNP; U2 snRNP. The transcript has 5 exons. Gene Ontology annotation, biological process: mRNA splicing, via spliceosome; spliceosomal snRNP assembly. NCBI's taxonomy places the organism in Eukaryota, Viridiplantae, Streptophyta, Magnoliopsida, Poales, Poaceae. The record is from RefSeq and is a predicted model, not a curated record. The coding region runs from base 114 to 380 and encodes 88 amino acids.
CCUGCGAGCCAAAGCCCCCCUCCCUCCUGCCAACAAACUAGGGUUUUUACCCACCUCAGCUCGCCGAGGGCAGGAAGCGCGCGAGGCAGAGAGGAGAAGCGAUUCCGCCCGCCAUGGCGUCCACCAAGGUGCAGAGGAUCAUGACCCAGCCCAUCAACCUCAUCUUCCGCUUCCUCCAGAGUAAAGCGCGCAUCCAGAUCUGGCUCUUCGAGCAGAAGGACCUCCGGAUUGAGGGCAGGAUCAUCGGCUUUGAUGAAUACAUGAAUUUGGUUUUGGAUGAAGCUGAGGAGAUCAACAUAAAGAAAGACACUAGGAAAUCUCUGGGUCGGAUCCUCUUAAAAGGAGACAACAUUACAUUAAUGAUGAACACGGGAAAGUGACAACAGCUUUGCCGUGUCCUACAUUGCAAGAACUGCUGAUUUACAUAUCUAUCCCAACCUUCUAUGAUGUUAGAAUGUGAGGCUGUUGUAGACUUCUCGUUUGUUCAUCUAAACUGAUUGUAAUAUACAGUAUAUGAGCAAGAGAUGACGUGCUUUGGGAAAGCAAGUGUUUAUCUAGAACAUGAAUUUUGGCUAUUAUAUCAGGUCUGGUUUUGCACUAUAGUUGAGCAAGGUAUCAA